UAUGAUGGAGCCUGCACGGAAGCUCACGUUUCCCUCCAGUUCCCUUCCAAGAAGACCCAUUCUUGUGAAGAAAUGGAGGUUGCAGCAGCAGCAGCAGCAGCAACAGCAGUGCCGGUUUGUGUUGCAGUUGUGAAGACGUUGCAGUGGGCAAUCACCGACACUUCAACUGCUGCGGACAAUUCGCGUGACGCUGUCCACUCACUUUGACACAAUUGUUUUAUUCUAUUUUAGGUGAUUUGAGCGAAGGAUUGCCAUGAUGGGAAAACCGUAUGGCACGAUGAGUAAGGUCGCUUCGGUGGUGUUCAUGCUGAUAGCAUCAAUGGCGUGCGCAGUAACGGCUAAAGAAUUCACAGUAGGCGACACCACGGGCUGGGACUUCGCCCCAAACUCGUCCUUCUACAACGACUGGGCCAACGGACUCAAGUUUGUCCCCGGUGAUAAGAUCGUGUUCAAGUACAUCCCCAGCGAUCACAAUGUGCAAGAGGUGACAGAGUCGGACUAUGUCUCCUGCAGCAGCCUGAACCCACUGGCGGAAUACGAAUCCGGCAACGACAUCGUCACACUGCCGAAACCAGGCACUCACUACUACAUCUGCGGUUUCUUGGGCCAUUGCGACCAGGGCGGCAUGCGCAUGAAGAUAACGGUUCGAGGCGCAUACGCUCCGCAAUCAGUGCAUGGCGGCGCUACAUCACCCACGGGUGAUUUGCCUUCGCCAAUGACAGGCAUGGAUCCGGGACUGCCCAGCGCCGAUACGGCGACUGUGCUCCCGCAGGGCAAUCACGAGCGUGCGUUGACCCCUGCGGCGGUUCCUGUGACAGUUCCAGGACAUUCCGCGGCCUGUUCGUCCCGGGAGCUUGCGAUCUUCAAGAGGCGGCGACCCUUUUUCAUCCUAAUGGGUGGCGCUGCUGCGAUCUUCCCUCUAUUGUGGAAAUGAAAUUGGUCGUCUUCCGUUCUUUUCGGCGUAUCCUUUGGGUAUCUCCUUGUCGGUGGGACGUCCAUCAGUGUCGGUGGGUAUGCUGGUUCGGCCCGAGCUGCGGUGUCGACGCUCCCAUCAUAGCUUUCACAGUGAACGUCGAAUAUUUUUAUAACUAUUUAUAAAAAAAUACUCUUUAAGAUUAAAACUGGCUGAGAACAGAUUAUUCAUAACUGAGGAUGUAAAAGAAUUACAGCAGUGUUUUGAUUUGAUAUAAUUUUAUAGUAGAUGAAUCAGACUUGGAACUAACUCUGAAAAAUCAGGGUGGUUAUAUAUUCUUGUUUUGUGUUCAGGGCAGUUUGUAAUUUUGAGGAAAUCUGAAACAAGUGAUUUGCAAUUGAUUAUUAACUUGUUUCCUGAUCCAAAGUUAAAAUAUUAAUUAGAACAAAGACAAUGAACUAAUUAUGUUUAUAGUGAUUUUUAAAACUCUAUCCAAUGUUUCAUAUAA
Molecule: messenger RNA, 1421 nt
Organism: Physcomitrium patens
Lineage: Eukaryota; Viridiplantae; Streptophyta; Bryopsida; Funariales; Funariaceae
Source: RefSeq, a predicted model, not a curated record